Cygnus atratus (black swan) is the source of this 1842-nucleotide messenger RNA. It is a transcript of the gene HSF5, whose product is annotated as heat shock transcription factor 5. Gene Ontology annotation, molecular function: DNA-binding transcription factor activity; sequence-specific DNA binding. The record is from RefSeq and is a predicted model, not a curated record. The transcript has 6 exons. Gene Ontology annotation, biological process: regulation of DNA-templated transcription. Bases 1 to 1842 code for a protein of 613 amino acids. NCBI's taxonomy places the organism in Eukaryota, Metazoa, Chordata, Aves, Anseriformes, Anatidae.
AUGGAGGAGCCGCUGCUGCCCGCCCCCAUCAACCCCAACAACUUCCCGGCCAAGCUGUGGCGGCUGGUGAACAGCCCGCUGUUCCGCUCCAUCCGCUGGGACGCCAGUGGCGAGGGGCUGCUCAUCGACCAGCCGCUCUUCGAGUCCGAGCUGCUGGGCGCGGGGCCGGGCCGCGCCGCGGGGCCGGGCCGCGCCGCGGGGCCGGGCGGCGACGGGGCGGUGGGGGCCGGCGACCUCUUCAAGACCACCAACUUCACCAGCUUCAUCCGGCAGCUCAACCUCUACGGCUUCCGCAAGGUGGUGAUGGGGCCGGCGGGCGGAGUGGCGGGGACCGGGACCGGACCCGGACCCGGACCCGGGCCGGGCCCAGGGGGCGACGGCGGCGGCUCCGGGGGCCCCCUGCACCACUUCCACAGCCCCCACUUCCGCCGCGACCGCCCCGACCUCCUCGUCCACCUCAAGCGCCUGACGAGCGCCAACAAGGCGAAGCUGGCGGCCGGGCUGGAGGUGACGAGCCGCCCGCCCAACCGCUUCCAGCGCCUGCUCGGCACCUCGCUGCACGGGGACCUGCUGCUGCCGCCCUCGACGCCCGGCAAGGCCGACCGGCCCGGACUGCUGACUGUAGGACAGUUUCAUGGACCUUAUCAUCAAGACAGUUUAUUUCCUUACUCCUACAUAUCGGCCUCAUCCCACAACCACAGCACGUUACCAUCAAAAAGUUUAGAUCGGACUCCAGUCCCUUCCAGAACAUGGCAGAAUUCUCUUGGGUUUGUUCCAGGACACGAGGCUUCCCCAGCCUUUUCAGAUAAAGGGGUUGCCUUUCCAGUACUCCAGAGGUUUCCGACAGAGGUCACGUACACACUACAGCCCAACACCUCUCCUGUGCCGCUUCAGCAACGGUCUCAAGCCAUUGCCACUUCCCCUCCAAAAUACAGCAGCUACACAUCUUCAAUGCAGUUCUCACAAACCUAUUACCCAACAGCUGCACUGCAGUGUUGCUCACCAACUACCCACAUAGAUCCUCUGACUGGCUAUGCUAGUCCUACAGCUUCGACGUACGCCCACUGCAGCUUUUUCCAGAGUCCUCCAAUGCAGUCGCCUUAUGCAGUUGAAUUUCUACCCUCUAACUGGCCAUGUAAUACAUCUGAUGAAAACAAGAAGACAGAAGUAAAUCUUGAAGCCGUGUUUCAGAUUGUUGAUGAAAUGCAUUCAACACCUAAAGCUGAAAUGGUGAAAGUGGAACCUGUGGAGAACCAGUGUUCAAGCCCUCGGUCCAACAGAAGCCAACCACUGCUAGUUGAUACUGAGAACAGUGAUCCACCUUCUUCAAUCGAGGAGAGCCAACUGGAACCUCUUACUCCUGUAGCUUCAGACAUUACAUCAUUUGUGAUGGGAGCAGAUCAAGAAAUGACUUGUCCUCUGUCACAACCUUCUGAAUUUCUUUACGCUCUCCGUACCUCUGCAUCAGUAGAAAGUGGUACAGCUCAAAUUCUGCAAGAACCUGUGACCAUGCAGGAAGCACAUGCAAAACUGAGAGAACAACAAGAUCACUUCCCAACUCCAUCCUCAGUAAUGUUUGUUCAGGAAGGACAGCGGUUCAGUCCACAGAAGGUAAGGGCUAAAUGUCAAUCCAAUACAUCAGGGACAGUGGUGUCUUCAGAAGAGAUAGAAUUCCUCACUUCAGGAACUGGGCCUGUGAACAAGUCUGCAGUUUCAUCUGUACAACCUAGAAGCAGAGAGAGAAGAAACAGUACACAGAACAGCAAGUCCCCUGAUCUCCAUCUGCUGGUAGAUGUAGCUUGCAAGCAGGGGCACUUUCCAAAGGAAGAAAUAAGAGAGUGA